Messenger RNA from Paramuricea clavata, 7958 nucleotides. The record is from the annotation of a GenBank genome assembly. Lineage: Eukaryota; Metazoa; Cnidaria; Anthozoa; Malacalcyonacea; Plexauridae.
AUGGCGGACACAAUUCCUUUGUUGGAGUAUGAGUCUGGAAUGUUUUUGGAUGUUAUGGAUGAAGAUGGCUUGCUCAUUACUGCCAAGUAAGCCAGAUAUAAUCAUGAAUGUAUAAUAUAGUUCUUAUAUUCCUUUUGAAGUUCUGGAAUGAUGAAAACUGGCUAACAGACAUUCCAACUACUGGAGGUAAAAUUUCGGGAGACUGCUCAGUGAAUUGAAAUCUAGUUCUUCUGUGAAAAAAUAAUAAAAAUUAAGUCUUCUGAAAUGGCGUUUCCUGCAUUUUGGGAAGAUGUUGUUAUAAGUGAUCCUAUAAAUUGCCAUUAAGGAACUUCAUAAAAAGGUCAAGACAGACUAUUAUGUUGCUAAAAGCAGUAUGUUUACGAUUUUUUUACUAUAUUUCCUGAAUAUUCUGAAAAAUCGGGAGAAUUUUAUAAAAAUCGGCAGAGCAGGAGAUUGCAUGAAUUUUCGGGAGACUCCCGGUAAAAUCGGGAGAGUUGGAAUGUCUGGGCUAAAAAUGAGCGCACUACCGUACGUACUUCAAAGCUUUGGAAAAAAUCAUUUUCUUCCUGGGAGCAAAACCUCCAGACCAACGGAAUAUUUUUGUGCAAAAUCUGCAUGUGCAUAAACAUAUAAUGCUCUAGCUGACCAUGGUUUUAAAUUCAAGGAAUAAUGUCUCAACCAUAUAUGUUGUUGCGCCCAUAGUUAGUAGGACAUGGAUGUUAAUAAGGUUUCCUUCAAAUUUUCAAUAGCAAAUCUUCAUUCAAACGAAUUUCCUGCAGUUGUUUAACAUUUCUUGCGAGCAUUGCUCACAUGCUUGCCUAUUUUUUCCAUCCUUGAGGCUUGAUACCUGAUUUGCUACCUAUUUGUCUCAAUUGUCUGGCAUGUCUUGAUUUAAUAAUUUUCCAGACUGUAAAGUAUUAUUUUUACAGUCUGGAUAGUUUUUAGCUGUUUAGUUCUAUAUCCUUGUGAAAUGAAGAUUUAAACUAAACUAAACGGCGAAACCCUUGAUCAAGCUUAUUUGGUAGGAGCGUAGAGGAAAGAGCCUGGGAAUGAGGUUGACCUUGAAUAAAACAAAGUAAUUAUUUACCAACAUUUAUCUUUGAGAUAGCAGCACUUGUUCUAGCCUGCGUAGCAGGCGGUAGAAGCUAGAAAUACCGCCUGCCCAAAAAAUACACAUUCUGAGUUCCGCCCACCGAAUGCAUGGUCCCGCCUAUCUCAAUGUAUUUAUUUGUCAAACUCACAUAUUGCGCCAGUGCAAAUAUACGGCUUUGACGUUUCAUAUCUUCGGUUCAUUCAAUGCUAUGAAGACAAAAAUAUCACGUUUGAUUCAAUGUAACAAUAUGUCCUCGGUCAUAGUGAUAGUUUAGUCGAUGUCAACAUUAUAGCGAUUUAUGAGCUUUGAAAGUCAAGCGAGUUUGUAUAUUCUCAAAUUACGCAAUUGUCUGAACAAAAAUAUAGACUAGCCAUACCUUUCGCCGAACAUAACUUCGGCCCCGUCGGACGUAACUUCUUUGUAAUAGUCUUGUUCCAAUCGCUAUCAAAAACACUACUCAGAGUGUCAUUUACGAGCCUGUACCUUCAAGUCUGCACUUUUAGUUUUAUCACGGUAACACAUCUCUAUCAAGCAUUAACAACAAAUGUUGGAUUGAUAUUUGUUGUUCAUUCUUCAAGACGAUGUGAUUACCGAUUCCAGAUAAAGAUUAAAGAAUUCAACUCUUAAUUCUCAAUUAAUACAUUCGUUAUUUUUUGGUUAGUGUAUGCCAUCACUCGAUAUAUCGGUAUCAAUUACGAAAAUAACAAUAGUUUAUAUUAUAAAUACGGCAACAGUAACUUCUAAAAUUAGCACUAAUUAUUCUAAUUCUUUACUCCUGUCAAUCAAAAAUUCAAAAUCAACAUUCUGACCAAUGAACAUUCUGACCAAUCAGAAUGCUCCGGCACCCAGCUGCCGGAGAACUCAGAAUGUGUAGUUUUUGGGCAGGCGGUAUUCUAGCUUCCCGUUCUCUCGUGCCCGCGAAUACCGCGGAACUUUAGAACUUUAGAACUUUUUAAAAGUCUGGUCAGAUCCCAGUUUGUCCAAAGUCAAAGAAGUGGUACUCCAGUAAGGAAUCUAAGCUGUACAGCAAUACAUUUACUGUAGUAUUUGGCGCACAUGUCCAGCGCAUAAAAAAGUCUCAUUCCAUACAGGGUGGUACUGGUGCACCUCUAAUAUAACCAACUAGAGUUCUCUAACCAACUAAAGUAUUAUUUGCAGGAAUAUACAUGUGUAAUAUUUGUAACUUAUGAUCAUCACAUGUUAUCUGCAUAUUAUAAAUUUUAUUUUUCCAUGGCUAAUAUCCUCAACCUACCAUCCCGUAGUAGGUGUACAGUAACACCUCCCUAAUUUAGAGGUAACUUGAGCUGAUAUUCAGAUAAAUCAUAAGAACAUUGAUGUGCAAAUGUCGAAAUUAAAACUUGAUGCAAACUUUAACUGAUGCAAACUAAAACUGAUGCAAAAAGUAUUUUUUCAUAGUCGAAUACCAGGGCUGCUGUGAAAACUAAAGGCUUAAGGUGCUUCCAUUUAAUAAUUUUUCCAUUUUGUUUAUUUCUAAUUGUCUAUUGUCUAACCCUACAGUAUUUAGAGUUCUUUUGAUGCGAGUUUGCGAAAUCAAGACCUUUCCCUUUAUGACUGAAAUUUUGAUCUUGAUAUGCCUGGAGAAAAAGUUCAUCACAGCUUGAAAGAGCAUCACAAAAUUAGUAAUAUUCCGAAGUUGUGAUAAUAUAGCCUUGCAAAGUUUGCCGUUUUUCAGUCAUUUUGCAUUACAAACGAGAAAUUGAUAAUCAGAUGAUCAAACUGAUUAUCAAUUUCCCAUUUGUAAUACAAAAUGACUGAAAAAUGGCAAACUUCGCAAGGCUACCGUAUAUUAUCCACAUUUUACAACAUUUUUCCAGACUUGUCUAGAUCAAAAUUUCACUCAAAAGGGGUAAGGUCUAUUGACUUCUGCAAAGACCAGACUAGAGUCUAGAAUCUAGAAAUUAAAAAUUUGACACUGAUCGAUAUACAGUUAUACAAUUGAUUGGAAAGUUUAACCCAUUGAGCCGCAUUGCGCCCAGUGCGCCCUCUCAUGCAAACUAAAAAUGCAAAAUUAAGAGUUAAUGGUCAGAUAAAGAAUUAAAGAGAAACGGUUGGUGAUAAAAAACUUCAAGGAAAAAGGAAAUAUAUUAAGUCUGGAAAUAUUUUAACCCCUCCCCCUCAUGCCUGUAGUUAUGAAAACCAUGAUGUGCAAAAAUGGCAGUAUGAAAUUGUUGUGACACAGGAAAUCUGGGUUUGCAUAUCAGACAGGUAUCUUGAAUAUUCGUCAUUUUGGGUGACGAAAUUGUGUCAGUACUUUGGACAGCAGCAGCAGUUUUAAAAUGUGCGAAUUCACCAGAACUUGGCAGCUAAUUGACACUGUAGUUUAUCUGCUACCAUGCAAGAAUGGAGGAAUCCUAACAACAGACCUUUUUAAAAAGUCUGCCUUGUGACGUAUUUUGCGGAUAAAGGAAAACCCCGCACAGCCAUUUGGCUUGCCGGAUUGGCAAAAUGAUCGUGUGGGUACACCCUCCCCCACCCAUUAGCCUUGUCAAAGGGGGGGGGGGGGGGGGGGGGCCAAUUUCAUUAUCAAAUUCAUUUUUUCAAUUUGAAAAGGCAAUAUCCUGUCACAACUACCAGAAUAAUGCCCCACAACCCUUCCAGGGGGAAUGUUUUUCAAUUCUAUAAAACACUGCUGUGCGUAGCUCCAAAUGAUUCUGAAUUUCGUCAUGAACCAGUUGCACCCCAAAACUAUGUGCAUGGGUUGAUGAGCACACAUACCCCCCUACAAGAUCUGGCUGGAUCCAUCCCUGGCUGAAUAACCCGUUUUCCACUUUAAUAGUAUGUCCUACGUUUUCUGGGCAAAUGAGUUGAACUAAUGAUGUUGUCACAAAAGAGAAUUUCUGCGUUACGUUACUGACUCAGUUAAGUGGAAAACAGGCUUAUCGGUUGCGCAUACUGAGCAAUUGUUACGCGUGUAAAGAACACAUCAAACACUGUACCGGGAUGUGUAUGCAUGACAAUGUACCAACAGCGAAUUCGAUGCAUUUCAAAAAGAAAAGCAUGAGCAACAUUGUGUGUUUGUGUAAUAAUACUGUGUAUAUAUCAUUCAUUUGAAUGAAGUGCAAUUUUUGUUUUCGCCUCGUGUUCAUAAUUCACAACGAUGUGAAACAUAUGUAGCUAGCUAUGAUGUAGCGCACAUUCCAAAACUAUUAAAUUUCUGGAAAUCUAUUGGGCUAUUUGACGGCCGUGUAGUGAAACUCUCAUGCCGAAGAGCACGUCAUUUUGUCCUAAUGUCGAGAAGUGUUUUCCAUUGGCUAACGGUCCUACAGCGCGGACGACGCUAAGUGUACAGAUAUGUUGUUUAUUUGGUUUGGAAAGGGUGAAAACUACAUACCAAACGAAUAUUUAAAACUUGUACUGUAUUGUAUUUCAAUUGACUGUAAACUACAUAUGGAUUUAUACUGUACUAAUUACUGCCUCGUCCCCAGUCGCUUGCUAUCAAAUAAUUAAUUAGGAAAAGACGAAAAUUAAUGGGGGCGCGCGGAAUGAUAGGAAGGGGAGGAGUUGCGGAGUCCUUAGUUGCGGGCGUGCGUCUUUAUCGGGCUUGCAGUGCACGCGCUGAUCUAUAUAUUACCGAUAUUUAAAUUUGAUCUAUAUAGAGGAGCCUGCGGAGGAGGCAGUACUAAUUAUACUAUUUGCAUUAUUUUGCAGGGGAAUUUCAGUGGAUCAUAUUCUUAUUAAUUUUCUUAAAAUAUAUUGUGAUCCAGCUUCGUUAGUGUUGGUUAUAAACACAUCGCCACAAGAGGAGGUAAUGUAUAAUGUGCAAAAUACUCGCAUUGUUGAGCUGAUAUCAAUGACAAGAAGGAACCAUUUAAUAUCCAACAAUUUCCAGUCCAGGGACCAAUUGUUCAAAAGCCGGUUAGCUUAAGCCUGGGUUUACGUGAAAUUCAAAGCAUACUUCCCAGCAGCUUGUUUAAAAACUUGCAAAUAUUUUUUCAGAAAUCUUGUCAGGAUCAUCAGAAGUUGAAUUCUCUAAUGUUUUGAAAUAAACAGAGUCAAUAUAAAAGCGAAUUCUUAAAAUUUGGCAUGGCAACCUCAUUCUCAGCCCGUAGUGAGUUAUCCUCAAUGGAUAAUCCAGAAUUGUCUUUGCCAGUGUAGACAGUGCCAAUAAAAGAACAAGCUUGCGUCGGUAGGGAUGUAACUACCUGAAAACAUAAACCAAAAGAAUGGGUAAACCAUGGUCAUUUAAUCCACAGUUAGCGCUAAUUGCAUGUGCUUUGAACAACCGGCCUCGGAGGGAAAUCAUCUGGCAUCAGACGGAGUAAAAUUACAAACGCCCAUGUUAUACGACCUCUGUUUAGAGCCUGUGUUCUUGUCCAGUAUACAGUGUAAUAGUGUAUAGUGAGACACAGGCUACGAUUAUAACACAACAGUGUAGUGGACUGGGACACAGGCGAUUACGAUUAGCGGAGCUUUGGCGGUGUCACUUUUUAAAAUAGAAGUGCACCACGAACAUACUGUAUAUAAACUGCAUGCAUGUAAUAUAUAGACGGGGCAAUAAACUAAACCAAGUUUAUAUCUAGUAGUUCACUUGUCACAUUUGAUUUUUUUGUCUAUAAUAAGGAUCAUUUGAUUGAAGAACUGGUUACACUUAAUGCACUGGCACCCAAAGCUGUUACCAAUGAAUAUAGUGCAUCGGACAGGUAAUUAUAUUUAAAAAACUCAUUAAUAAUUCAGGAGCAAAACACAAAGAAAAAUCAUAAGCGUGCCGUGGUUAUAUAUGUGAUAAAAAAUGAUGUUAAUUUACAUAAACUUUAGCUUUGCUUUUCUUGGUUUAGACAAAGUUUAUUUUAAAAAUUACUUCGCCAAUGAACUCGUAUAAGAUGAGUCGUUUUUUAAGCCAUUUAAAGCACUUGUAGUCGUGUUUUAUCACAUAUAAAACACUCCGCUACGCGUCGUGUUUUAUAUGUGAUAAAACACUCCUACGCGUGCUUUAAAUAGUACAAUCAUACAGUACCAAAGAGGAAGGGCUAAGGUCAUAUUCUGCGAUUUGUCUAUAAUUGGAACACAGACUACUAUUUGUCGGGCCUAUUUUGCGUUACAGUCCGUUUUCAGCUUUGUUUACAUUUUUGUAUAAAAAAAAGUGGUGACAUCUAUAGAUAUAUUCCUUUCCAGUAAAAUAAAUGAUCAACAUAGCACAACGAAGUUUUGCAAGAACAUAGAACCUAGUUAAACGUUUUGUAUCCCGAUCAAGAGGCCGCAAUGUACGCAUGUGCAGAACGGACUGUACUGCAUCUCAGUUUAAUAAUGUAUCUUGCUAGUUGAUGAUGCCGUCAGAUGACGUUUAUCGCGUAUUUUGCAAAUAUCAUUAAGUUGGGUUUAAAAUCGGUCCGUGAUUUCACAAGCUGUAAAACUACUGUAACUGGUCAGUACAGCCGUACCCUCUUUCGCAAACAAAUCCCACUUUCUGCGCACUCUACCGGUGACGUAACAACCAACUAAUGUGUCAAGACAAUAAUUAAAUGUGGUGCUGAUUGAUUUUCUUUUUUGUACAGAGAAACUCUUUACUUGAAUGGUGGCGUUUUAUUUGUGACUUCUCGUAUUUUGGUGGUGGACAUGUUGACAAAGAAAUUACCAAUACAUCUUGUCACUGGCAUUGUUGUGUGUAAAGCACAUAAGUAUGUUGUUAAUAAGAUCUGACAAGUUUUCGCUUUUUACACCCUGGAUGGUUGAAGUGAAAUUGAAUGCCUUCCCCAAACAACUUUCAUUCACCACCUUGUGUAUCGACACUGAUGGAGAUACAAAAUGAAGAUAAUUCUUUAUAUUUCUCGUCUUCUCUGUUUAAAGCAUGAUUAUUUAUAUGCCAUUUUUCCAAGAACAUCCUGGCCGUAGCGAUCACAUGUUUCGUCAAAUUGAAAUUAUUAUUUGUAUGAAUUAUUAUAUAUAUUUGUAUUAAUAUAUUCUGUAAUGUGAUUUGCAUUUUUUGUUUAUACUUUGCUUUGCCUAAAUCCAUCUGAUUGGUUUAUUUGUUGUCACGUGAUCGCUUUUAUAUUCGUAUAAUUUCGGCCUUCGCUGGAAACGUCGAAUUUCUCCUUGUAUUUUUCAGCCCGCAGUGGCGUAGCCAGGGUUUACAAAAUGGAAGUGGACAAUUUGAGCGCCAAAGGCGCAAACACUGUAGGGGGGGAAUUUUGAAAUUCAGAGCCUCUGAAACGCCAUUUCGUGCAUUUUGGAGUGAGAUUUUGCAAAAUUCAGAAGAUUAUAACGUCAUAAUUCGGUCAAGAAUGCCUGCGUCUUCAGUUAUUAUAUUGCGAAUAAUAAGCUGGACAUGAAAUCGAAUCAGUGUUAUAUUUUUAUUUAAGGAUUAUAGAUUCUUGUCAAGAAGCAUUUAUAUUAAGACUGUACAGGGAAAAUAACAAAGUACAUGCUUACAUUUUCUUUAUUACCUAUUAUAUGCAUUGUCAACCUUUGGAAAAUAUUUUGUUUCUAAAAUCUGACUGUAAAUGUUUUCUACUUUUAUUUCUGUUUUUAGACGGGUUUUAUCAAAGCAUUUUCAGAUGCACCAGAAGCAUUCACUGCUGGUUUUUCUAAAGUUGAACGAGUGAUGAAAAAUUUGUUUGUCAAAAAGCUUUACUUGUGGCCAAGGUGCAGCUGAUGUUAAGAUGUUUCAACUUAAUUAGGAGUGUCAAGUACUACUUAAUUAACAGGCAUAUAUAGAGUAUUAUUUUUACAUUUAAAAACAUUAGCCACUAACUACCGUGAAUGAUUCACAUAAAUUCUGUUGCCGAUAUCCUUUCAAGUACGUACAUCAAAUUUAUUUUUGCAUUUAAGUUGAUUAUUAAAUGCACGUACAUGUAUUUAUUGCAACAGGUUCUACGCACCAAUGUCAGCCUUUUUGGAGAGGCACACG